CGGUGGAGCUGAUGGGAAUAAUAUUGAAGGACCGGAACGCGAAAAAAAAUUGGAGGCGCUUUAUUUUGAGACUAGAGACAGGUUGCUUUCGGUACGUUGUGUGGUGUAGUUUAACAGCAUCUUAUUAUAACUAGCUAGUUAGACACAUGGAUAAAUACUCCCAUUUGCAUGCAAUUAAUACAAAACCACUGUAUUGUGGUCAGCUAACCUGUCUUGUGUCCAUCUAGCUAACAUUAGCCAACGUAACUGGGUGAAUCCCUAAUGUCGUCAGGAAGGAGUAGGUUUCCUGGACCGGAUCGGUUCGAAUACCUCCAAGCAUUGGUUACCGAGUUCCAGGACACCGACAGUACAGAUGCCAAAGAGCAGGUCUUGGCGAAUCUGGCCAAUUUCUCGUACGACCCCGGGAACAUGGAGGACCUGCGGACCCUGCAGGUGACGGAGCUCUUCCUGGACAUGCUCACUGAGGAGAGUGAGAACCUGGUGGAGUUUGGAAUUGGGGGCCUCUGUAACCUGAGCGUGGACCCCGCCUGCCGGGACCAGAUCCUGGAGAGCGACGGCAUCGCCCUGGUAACGGGCUGCCUGUCCAGCCGUCGGGAGGAGACGGUGCUGUCGGCCAUCGGCACCCUGAUGAACCUGGCGACGGGGGCGGGGCCGCGGGCGGGGUCCUCCGCCCGCGAGCGCCUCACCGACCCCGCCGUGCUGCAGUGCAUGCUGCGCUUCUCGCUCUCCCACAGCACCCGCCUGCGCAACCUGGCCUGCGUCUUCCUGCAGGACUGCUGCACCCCCGCCCAGGUGGAGCGGGCCCAGCGCCAGCUGCAGGACUGCACCCAGACCGCCCUGGGGAUCCCCCUGCCACAGGACUAGCUCGGAAACGGUUACUUAGCGACCAGGGCCGGGCAAAGCGACGCUGCUGCGGGUCAGUCCGGGCUCUGGUCAGCUGGCAACCUGGGUUCUGCUCCACAGGAAGAGACAGCCCAGCCCACGGUUAUGCACACGCUGCACACGUAGGCUCUGGGUCCGCAGUGGAUCUGAUUACUUGCUGGAACAGGAUCUGAUUACUUGCUGGAACAGGAUGUGAUUUGUGGAUGCCCCCUGUACACUUAUUACUGGAUUCUGGCUUCCUGUUGACAGCACUCUGUCAUCCCCUCUGACCCAGAGAUGCUUUUAUAAUGGAUUUCAAAAGGAAAAAGAAUCAUUACCUCCACUGCUUUAACUUUUUAACAAGACAACAUGCGGGAUUUGUGAUUGAUUCUGUGUCAUAGCCUUUCAUCUCUCAACAGAAUAAACACAGGUGUGUGUGUGUGAAUUUUGUCCUUUUGAAUUUUCUAAAGGUUUAAUAAAUGUGUACUGUUG
Molecule: messenger RNA, 1353 nt
Organism: Anguilla rostrata (American eel)
Lineage: Eukaryota; Metazoa; Chordata; Actinopteri; Anguilliformes; Anguillidae
Gene: armc7
Product: armadillo repeat containing 7
Exons: 3
Coding region: 262-864 (200 amino acids)
Source: RefSeq, a predicted model, not a curated record